Gossypium raimondii (Peruvian cotton) is the source of this 2883-nucleotide messenger RNA. RefSeq names its product C2 domain-containing protein At1g53590. The transcript has 12 exons. The record is from RefSeq and is a predicted model, not a curated record. The coding region runs from base 243 to 2591 and encodes 782 amino acids. Lineage: Eukaryota; Viridiplantae; Streptophyta; Magnoliopsida; Malvales; Malvaceae. Gene Ontology annotation, molecular function: lipid binding.
UGCUUAGUGUAAUCUAACUGUCAUUCAAGAUUUACGCAUUCAUUUCAGACAAAGCAGACUCUUUUGAAAUUCAAGUCUUUGGUUCAGAUUCUUUUUUCUUUCUUUUUUUUGAAGAAAAUCUCUAUGAAAGUUCCUUUUUUAAUUCCUUAACGAUAGUGAUUUUGGGUUAUGGAGAAAAGGAGUGAAAUGUUGUGAUUUUUGUUGAAGUGGGGGUUUGUUUUUCUCUUUUAAUAGUUUUAGAAAUGGGUUUGAUGGAGAUUUCAAUAAUGCUUCAUGUUGGAUUAGUUUUGUUCCUGCUUUGGACGCUUUCUCAAUUCAAUCUUUGCCAUCCAGUUGCUUAUUUCGUGUCUCUCAUCUACCUCUAUUUGGUUCAUGAAAGGUAUGUGGCGAGAUUGAGGAAGAAAUUGGAGUUCGAGGAAAAACGGCAACAAUUUAGGAGAAGGGUACUUUCGGAUUCCGAAUCUGUUCGGUGGCUAAACCAUGCUGUUGAAAAAAUAUGGCCUAUUUGUAUGGAACAGAUUGCAUCACAGAAGAUUCUGCUUCCCAUCAUACCUUGGUUCUUGGCUAAGUACAAACCUUGGACUGCUAAGAGAGCUGUGGUUCAGCAUUUAUAUUUGGGAAGAAAUCCACCUUUGAUCACGGAGGUGAGAGUUCUUCGUGAAUGCUCUGAUGAUGACCACUUGGUACUGGAGUUGGGAAUGAAUUUUCUCACUGCUGAUGACAUGAGUGCGAUUCUUGCUGUGAAACUACGGAAAAGACUGGGAUUUGGGAUGUGGGCAAAGUUGCAUGUAACAGGCAUGCAUGUUGAAGGAAAGGUUUUGGUUGGGGUGAAGUUUAUCCGGAAGUGGCCUUUCAUUGGUCGUCUGCGAGUAUGCUUUGCUGAGCCUCCAUAUUUCCAGAUGACUGUGAAACCUAUCUUUACGCAUGGACUUGAUGUUACGGAACUUCCAGGGAUUGCUGGAUGGCUUGACAAGCUUCUCUCGAUAGCAUUUGAGCAGACACUUGUUGAGCCCAAUAUGCUGGUUGUGGAUGUUGAGAAGUUUGCUUCACCCAUUCCAGAAAACUGGUUUUCUGUCGAUGAGAAGCAACCUAUUGCUCAUGCCAAGGUUGAAGUUAUUGAAGGAUCUGACAUGAAACCUUCAGAUUUAAAUGGAUUGGCUGAUCCAUAUGUGAAAGGGACACUUGGCCCAUAUAGAUUCAGGACUAAGACGCACAAGAAAACUUUGUCUCCGAAAUGGCACGAGGAAUUUAUGAUUCCCAUCUGCUCCUGGGAGGCACCUAACGUACUGAUUAUUGAAGUUCGUGACAAAGACCAUUUAUAUGAUGAUAGCCUUGGUAAGUGCUCGGUAAAUAUUACUGAACUUCGGGGUGGCCAGAGACAUGACAUGUGGUUGCCUCUUCAAAAUAUUAAAAUGGGAAGACUGCAUCUCGCAAUAACUGUUCUCGAAGAGAACGCUAAGUUUACGCAGGUAAGUGAUGCUGCUGCAGUUGAUGCUUUUGACGAGGAAGCCUUAAACACGGAAGAUAUACAAAACUCAUUUGCAAAUAUAGAUGUGAAUAAUGGUUUAUUCUCGCCUACAUCUUCAAAGAAAUCUCCAACCCUGCCGGAUCAUUUAGAACCGAUAGAUGUUGAAGGACAAGAAGAAACUGGGAUAUGGGUCCACCACCCCGGAAGUGAAGUGUCACAAACUUGGGAACCUAGGAAAGGGAAGGGUAGAAGCCUUGAGACACAGGUUCAUAAAGUGCCUAAUAGUUCAUUUGGCAGCACCAUCUCAGCUGCAUCUGGAUCCUCUAAAAGUGAUGACAGCAGCGCCGAGGAAAACCAUAAUCCUAAGAAUCGAGUCAACAGAGUUAAGCAGGGUUUACGGAAGAUCGGUUCUGUAUUUCAUAGGAGUCCCAAGAACGAGGGUCACUCAGGCAACCUCGGAGAAGUUCCAUCUCCCCAUGAAAACCUCCGAGCAGUUAAUGACAAGGAGAUUUUGGUGAAGUUUGUAGUCGAUGACAAUCUUUCGGCUGAUAAGGUCUCAAACGAAGGAAGCUCGAGUCCUGGAGCAGAAAGCCCUGGAAAGAUGAAAGACAUGGCGAAGAGUAUUCUAAAACAUGCCGAGAAAUCUGCUCGUAGCAUAAAACAUGUUCUUUCUCGUAAAGGGUCGAAAAAAUCACGCAAUCUAUCAUCUGUGGAAGAACAAGAGUUUCCAAUAGAAUCUGACGACUCCUCCGAUGAUGAUGAAUCUUUGUCAUCCCCCGGAGUCAAGGGAAUACCAAUUCUUUCGAAUCACAUGCCCGGCUCCAUCGGCAACGACGAUACUCAGGAGCAUGUCAUUUUGACAGAUUCAAACUACCAGUUGAACCCUGAAACAAAUGUUAAGGAACAAGUAGAGAAAACAAGCGUUGAAGGACACAACAGCAUAGAUGACGAAGAUGUGAACAAUCCCAUUAAGCUCGGUAAUGGAACGAGCAACAUAGAUGACGAAGAUGUGAACAAUCCCAUUAAGCUCAGUAAUGGAACGAAUGAACCACCCUUGAAACCAAAUCCUUCGGAGAGUGGGAAAAAGGUAGAAGACACUCCUCAAACAGAUACCAAAGUUUAGGUUCAGUGUUUGUAUGUGCAUCCAUAAUAGAAGACUUUGAAAGAGUUUUGAAGAACAGUGGGUAUGGUCCAGCAAUAUAGAGUUUUAGAUGGAUAAGCAAUACAUAAUACAUUUAUACGUGUUCCCUGUAAAAAUCUCCUUUGUUUGAUUUCUCAUAUUUGUUAUAUACAGCACAUCAUCUUUGUAGAGUUCCAAAAUGAAAACAGUUUGUACAACUUGAUGGUUUUUAAAACUUCUAUUCAAGUUAUUUUAUUUAUUUAUUUUAAUUUAAAAUUCAUAAUUUAAUUGUCAA